This is a messenger RNA of Lachnellula hyalina, 2502 nucleotides long. RefSeq lists its product as uncharacterized. Gene Ontology annotation, biological process: carbohydrate metabolic process. Lineage: Eukaryota; Fungi; Ascomycota; Leotiomycetes; Helotiales; Lachnaceae. Bases 1 to 2502 code for a protein of 833 amino acids. The transcript is spliced from 3 exons. The record is from RefSeq and is a predicted model, not a curated record.
AUGAUGCUUAAUUUACCACGAAGUUAUGCCAAACUUUGGGCCAUUUUUGUUUGGGGACUGGGAAUAAUCAGUUUGGCAAACCCUAUUACAAAACCCAAAGUCGGAUCUCGAAGCCAAACAUCAUAUACACCAGUAGCUUUUGGUCUUGGAACGGCGCCAGUUAUUGAUAGCCUCCAACCUUAUUCGGGAACAUCAGUGACACUAGACUCUUCAACCCCAGUAUUAACUCUCGAUUAUGCAGCAGACGUUGCAGGUUUUCCGUACUUUGAAGUCACCUCCCUCACAGGAUCAGCAACGCAGAUCGAACUCAAGUAUUCGGAACAGUUCAAUGGAUUGAACCUGGACAGUGGAGAUGGGCCUUGGCUCUACACCAAUGGGCUAUCGAAUUCUUUUCGAACCGAGACAUUUAAUAUCACCAUACCAGGCACGACGGAAUCUUUCUUUAUUCAAGGUGCGCAGCGCUGGCAAACCGUGGAGCUACUUUCAAAUACAUCCAUUACCAUUUCCAAUAUUGGUUUCCGAGCCUCGGUCGAGAUCAACCCUCCUGAUACCCUCGUUGGAGGUUUCUGUGCCUCUAACGAUGUCUAUGACGGGCUAUGGAGCCUUGGAGCACGUGCUGUACAGGCCUCUUGUGUCGAGGCCGACUCGCAACCCUCAACGUGGGAGAUUUCCGGAGACGGUGCGCUCAUCAGAGGACAGUAUCCCGGUACCUCAGCCCUGGGUAUGAAGUAUGGGGAUUAUACCAUGUCGUUUUCUACAAAGAUAACCAGAGGCGGAACUGGCUGGAGAGUUGCUGCGGGCCCUAAUGCCGGAUACGGAGCGUACUUCGUGCUGACUAGCAAUGGACCUCAGUAUCUGAGCACAGACAACGCUACAGUUCCAUCAGAUAGCUUGAUUGCUACCUACGGAUUCAGUAUUGUCAAUUUCUACCUUUCGUCUGCUCCGCCUCUAUAUUACGCAAAUCCAUUUCCUAUUUUAGACGAUGAGUGGUAUCGAGUUAGCACUACUAUCACCCCAUCAGGAUAUAACAUUUCGGUCAAUGACACCCAAUUUGCUCUUGUUCCAUAUACAACAUUCCUACCAUAUGUCAACGCUGGUUUCGGGGGAUCAGAGCUCAUCACAACUGGUUCAUGGGGUUUUGGUCCCUUUCAGGACCAGGUUGCAUAUGUCAAGGACGUGGAAGUCAUUGGGCAGAAUGGUACUAUGCUAUACACCAACUCAUUCACGUCAACAGAUAUCCUAGCGGAAUAUCUAGUUGCUUCGAACGCUUACGCUGUGUGCUUGGAUGGCGCAAAGAGAGAUCGAGAAGUUUGGAUUGGAGAUUUCGCGCAUACCGCCAAAGAGCUCGCAGUUAGCACAGGUCGAUAUGAUUUCAUCGAGAGCAUGAUCGAGUUUACAUUCGCUGGCCAAUUUACCUCAGGACCAGCUGCAGGCAUAGUCCCCAUGCAAGAUUCUAUGGGUUCUGCGCCUGAGUACCAAUCAGUCUACUAUCCAUCUCAAUACGGUGAGACAGACUACGAACUCUUUUUUCUCCUCACGCUUGGUGAUUACUAUACUCUUACAUCCAACGCUUCUUUCCUUUCCAAGUAUUGGAAUGGAACAAAGCUGCUCGUUGAUGCCAUGCUCACAUACAUCGAUCCCUCCACCGGCCUACUCGCCAACCCAUCCGCAUCCUGGUUCACAGCCCAAGGCCAGCAAAACGCCACCGCACCAACCGCCCUCUUCGCAACCAGCCUGCAGCAACUCGCCAUCGUAGCCAGCGCGCUCCAAGACCUCACAACAGCCGCCCACUACACAGCACUAUCCGCUAAUCUCAGCACGGCCAUCAACACCCAGCUAUGGAACCCAACGCUCGGCGCCUACUCCACGGCCCUCGCCAACGGCGUGCGCGAGGGCUAUACGUCGGUGCUGGCAGCUGCCUUCACCAUCCGUGCCGGGAUCGCUAAUAGCAGCCAAGCCACGAGCGCCGUGCAAGCCCUCGACGCGCUGUUCUACCUCAUCGGGUAUAAAGACUCAAGCGCCGUUGGCAACAGCGCCACAACGCAGCUAUCGCCCAACGUGCAAGGGUUCCUGCUCGAAUCGCUGUUCCUCGCAUACACGCAGCUGAACGUCACAGCCGAGGUUGUGGUGCCGGUGUUGCACAAUCUGCUGGAUGUGUAUUGGCCGCAGAUGCUGAACCAGAAUGAGUAUUUUACGGGCGCGAGCUGGGAAUAUUUUGUGUCAUCCGUGGGGAGCGCGCCGACGUAUGUUUUGACAAAUUAUAUCCUGGGUGUGAGGAGGGAGUUGGAUGGUGAUACGGGGGAGUAUGGGUGGGUGUUUGAUCCGGUGCUGGAAAUUGCAGAGGGUUUGGGGUUGACUUGGGUUUAUGGCAAUGUACCACUAUAUGGCGGGGGGUGGAUUGAGGCGAGUUGGGCAAUUGAAAAUGGGACUGUAACCUCGAGUAUGGACGUGAACGAUGCAGAGGGGGUGAAGGUGGAUGUUAGAAUUCCAAGUCACUUAUAA